GGCCGCCGCCAAUGGGACCGAGUCGAGGGCGCUCGCGAGCCUUCGCUUUCCAUGGCAACCGCGAGCGCCCGGGGCCCGCCGCCAUGGCAGAGCUAGGCCUUAACGAGCACCACCAGAAUGAAGUGAUCAACUACAUGCGCUUUGCUCGUUUCAAGCGUGGCAUGUGUCUAAAAGCAGUGGAUUCUUGUUUUCAGGACCUUAAGGACAGCAGACUUGUUGAGGAGACUUUCACAGUUGAUGAGGUGAUAGACAUGCUGGAUGGACUGCAGACUGUUGUGCACAGCGAAGUGGAGUCAGAGCUCAUAAACACAACUUACACCAAUGUUUUGCUUCUGCGGCAGCUCUUUUCUCAGGCUGAGAAAUGGUACCUAAAGUUACAGACAGACGUCUCUGAUUUGGAGAACCGAGAAUUGUUGGAACAGGUUGCUGAGUUUGAAAAGUCAGAAUUUACAUCUUCAAACAAGAAGCCCAGUGCAGAUCUUGUAAAACCAAAACUGGCUCCGUUAAAUGAAGGUGGGUCAGAGCUGUUAAACAAGACGGUUGCUUGUCUCCAAGAAGAAAAUGAAAAAUUGAAGGCCAGACUCAAGACCGUAGAAACACAGGCUACAGCUGCACUGGAUGAAAAGUCCAAACUAGAGAAGUCACUGAAAGAUUUACAGAUGAUCCAAGGAGAUCAAAAGACUAAUACGAACCAGGAUAUCACUGAACUGGAGAAUAAAGUGGCAGCUUUGAAAUGCCAGUUUGAGAAGACUUUGAACGACUCUACUGCAAGCCAAAAAUUCUUGGAACAGAACUUGGUGACAACAAAACAUGACUUGCUCAGGGUUCAGGAUCAGCUCUCCGCAGCUGAAAAGGAAUUGGAGAAGAAAUUUCAGCAAACAGCUGCCUAUCGCAACAUGAAAGAGAUUCUCACUAAGAAGAACGAACAGAUAAAGGAUCUACGUAAAAAGCUUUCCAAGUAUGAGCCAGAGGACUAAAACGCCAAGGAUAUCUGAUCUGUCAGAAGCUGCCAUAGAAAUAAAAUGUAGACUGGUAUUAUUUUUCAGUAAUUUUUGGUUUGAAUGGUAUAUUUUUUGCUUCUAGUGCUUAAAAUAAUUUUUUAUUAAUACCAGUAAGAUACUGAAACUCCUAUCUUGCUUCCUUAUAAACUCAAAAUUUGUAGAAAUUAGUUUAUGUAAUCAUAUUUUUAAUUGUUAAACAUUGACAUUCCAUGAGAAACAGCACACAGGAGCUUAUUGAAGAAGAGACCAUUCCUGACAAAGAAAAGAAAUUAUUUUUGUUAAGAAAAGUAAAAAAAAAAAAAAGGAAUAAAAAUCAGCAUUAGAGUUUUUUUGACCCCUGUAAGGUGGAAACUCCAGUAGUUACUUUUGUGUAGGCAAUCUAGCCAUGAGAUGGCAUUUAUAUGGGAAAACUCUGUCAGUGGAAGUAAAAAUUAGGAAGAAAAUUAAAAAAUAUGCAGAUUCUGUAAUGUUAUUUCAUGCUGAACAUCUCAUACCUCAGCAAAAUGUAGUCAGUUUCUUUUUUUUAGAGGAUGUUCAUGAGAUAGUGAGGUAAAAAUGCUUUUUAGCGAAAGUGUUAGACCUUUUUAAAUAAAGCUACUAAUUGGAGUUACGCUUUUUCACUUGAAUUUAUUUGAAACAAAUUUGAGCAUCAGAAUGUAGAUUCUGAUUUUGCCAGUAUUCUUAACUUUAAGAUGGUAAUCUGAAAAAGUGUAGGGAAGGUGCUAAUGGAGCGAUGUUCUUGGGAAUUAAGUUAUUUUGGAUGUUUUUAUGUCCUUUCUUAUUUUAACCCCACUAGAAAACAGCUUACUUCUCUGAAGUCUUUUGUUUGUAAUCUUCUGUCUUUCAUUUAUCUGGAAGCCUCUUAAUAGUGCAUUCUGCUUGUUCAUCUGUCCCUGUUCGUAUGUGUGUUGUAUUUUACUCCAAAUAAAAACAUUUUUUUCAAACACAAUCUUUAAGGAGUUGGAUUUUUCAUAGUAAUGUUUUGUAUAGCUCUUUAUAAAAAUAUCUAUGGAAAGGAGUGGCAGAUCAGUAAAGAAUCUUGCCAGAAAUGUGAAUAUGUAAGUUAUAUAUUCAUGACCAAAGUGUGUGUAUGUGUGUACGUGCGCACUACCGAAAGUGGCAUUUAACAGUGCUUGUCUCAGGAGCUGCUUGAACUGGAGUGGAUCACUUUUCCUUCUUCUUUCUCAAGCAGGCAAAGCUGUUAAAAUCGCUCAAGUAGCGAUGCCCCAAUCAUAUCUACAAUACAUUUGCAGUCUUAUGAGUUCUUUUGUUGUCCUUUUGCCCCCCACUGGUUAAGCAAGAUUUGGUUUGGGACGAAGUCCUGUGUCUGUAGCAUAUCAUUGUUGUGGCAAGAUAGUAGGGCAUUAUGGGGUGACAUACUUCUCGUGCAGUGUCAGUUAAAUUCAUGAAAGGCGUUAUUUUGCCCCUUCAACAGUCACUAAAAUGUGAAGUUUUUAAUAGGGAUGAACCAAAAAGCUUUCUGCUUGGUGUUUACUCAGAGCAAUUACAUUGACACCGACAGGAAUGCUUGUCUGGGUGAAUAUCGUGCUUUUCUUUGUAGUGAAACUCAUUUUGAGAUUGGUUAUUAUUUCUAGAAUGGCAGGUAAGGGGUGAAGAAAGGCAGAGGAUCUCAUGCCUUCUGCUGUCUUUCAUUUCUGACAAAUCUCUUGGCUAUUGACUUAGCUAGGAUGCUGUCCCUGUGAUAGGCCUUCAUUGUCUGCUUAGAAGCCGUUUCAACAAAGUACACUCUCGGCUUCAGAAAAUGAAUAGGUCUUGGUAAAAUAAAUUGGCUGUAGGCAAGCAUGGUUACAGACCUUGUUAUCUCCUCAAAUGAGAUACAAGGCAAUCUUGUAGAGAAUUGUGUAGUGCAAAACUGAAACACUGAUUCUGAUUGCCUGGCUUGCAGAUUGGCAGUUUAGUGAGUAUGGGAUCAGGAUGAUGCUGUCAUUGGUUUGUGUUGUACAAUGGUGAAGGUAAAGGUCUUGUGUGGGUUUUGAGGAAAAAUACAUCACCUGUCAAAGAUGAUGUACCUCUCAAAGUUAGCCUGGGGCAUUAUAGAGUAGCAGUUCUCUUUUUGUUGAGAUAGGUGCAGCGUUUUGAAGAUGACAUCUGGACCUCUUUGGAUUGUCUGAUGUUUCUAGAACUUCACUUGUUUUCCUGAAG
Molecule: messenger RNA, 3164 nt
Organism: Cuculus canorus (common cuckoo)
Lineage: Eukaryota; Metazoa; Chordata; Aves; Cuculiformes; Cuculidae
Gene: LZTFL1
Product: leucine zipper transcription factor like 1
Exons: 10
Coding region: 12-977 (321 amino acids)
Biological process (GO): negative regulation of protein localization to cilium
Cellular component (GO): cytoplasm
Source: RefSeq, a predicted model, not a curated record